Mustela lutreola (European mink) is the source of this 4095-nucleotide messenger RNA. RefSeq names its product neuropeptide Y receptor Y4-2 (gene NPY4R2). Bases 462 to 1589 code for a protein of 375 amino acids. Gene Ontology annotation, molecular function: neuropeptide binding; pancreatic polypeptide receptor activity. The record is from RefSeq and is a predicted model, not a curated record. Gene Ontology annotation, cellular component: neuron projection; plasma membrane. The transcript has 5 exons. Lineage: Eukaryota; Metazoa; Chordata; Mammalia; Carnivora; Mustelidae. Gene Ontology annotation, biological process: G protein-coupled receptor signaling pathway.
GCCGAGCGGGUCCACGGGCAGACGGGCAGGAAGGCUGGGCUCCGCGCGCAGUGAGCGCCGUGGACGCCGGAGCGGAAUCACCACCCCUGGGGCGGACCCGGAGGAACUGAGCCCUGGUCCUCCUCACUGCGCACCUCUGAGGUUCCAUUCCAAACAGUCCUUUCUGCCAGAAGACUGUGGUGCCAGAAAAAUCCUCCUGCCUCUGGGAUUCAGUAGCCAAAAGAACCAGCCUGUAAAGUAUCAGUUGAAUUCAUGACUUGAUCUUGUAAAUAACCAAAUGUAGCUCAUCUUUAUAAGCCAGAUCAAAUGCAUGCAUGAUGGGCAGGAGGAGAGAGCUGGCAUGCCGAUGACCCCGUCUUUGCAUCCGUGGCCAUCUUCAACUCUGCCAUGUGUUGCCGGAGAAACAAGGCUGGCAGGGCAGGCUUCGUCACUGAACCUUCUGGAAUCUUCUCAUCUGCACCAUGAAUGUCUCUCACUUCCUGGCCUUACUGCUCCCAGGAUCCCCACAGGGUCAAAACAGGAGCAGAUCAAGGAGCAUUCCGUAUAACUUCUCAGACCACUGCCAGGAUUCUGUAGACCUGAUGGUCUUCAUUGUCACCUCUUAUAGCAUUGAGACUGUUGUGGGGGUCCUGGGCAACCUCUGCCUCAUAUGCGUGACCAUGCGGCAGAAGGAGAAGGCCAAUGUGACCAACCUGCUCAUUGCCAACCUAGCUUUCUCUGACUUCCUCAUGGGUCUCCUCUGCCAGCCGCUCACGGCUAUAUACACCAUCAUGGACUACUGGGUCUUUGGGGAGACCCUUUGCAAGAUGUCGGCCUUCAUCCAGUGCAUGUCAGUGACAGUCUCCAUCCUUUCACUUGUCCUUGUGGCCCUGGAGAGGCAUCAGCUCAUCAUCAACCCAACAGGCUGGAAGCCCAGUGUUCCCCAGGCCUACCUGGGAAUUGUGAUCAUCUGGCUCAUCGGCGGCUUCCUCUCCCUCCCCUUCCUGGUCAACAGUGUCCUGGAGAAAGUCUUUCAUAGGAACCACUCCAAGGCUGUGGAGUUUCUGGUAGAUAAGGUGGUCUGUACCGAGUCGUGGCCACUGCACCACCACCGCAUCGUCUACACCACCUCCCUGCUGCUCUUCCAGUACUGUGUGCCCUUGGCCUUCAUCCUGGUCUGCUACGUGCGCAUCUACAGGCACCUGCGGAAGCGGAGGCAGGUGUUCCGCAAGGGCACCUACAGCUCACGGGCAUGGCAGAUGAAGCGGAUCAAUGGGAUCCUCGUGGCCAUGGUGGUGGCCUUUGCUGUGUUCUGGCUGCCCCUGCAUGUGUUCAACAGCCUAGAGGACUGGUACCACGAGGCCAUCCCCGUCUGUUACGGCAACCUCAUCUUCUUGGUGUGCCACCUGCUUGCCAUGGCCUCUACCUGUGUCAACCCUUUCAUCUAUGGCUUUCUCAACACCAACUUCAAGAAGGAGGUCAAGGCCCUGGUACUGACGUGUCAGCAGAGUGCUCCGGUGGAUGAGUCCGAGCAUCUUCCCCUGUCCACGGUGCACACAGAAGUCUCCAAAGGCUCUCUGAGGCUCAGUGGCAGGUCUAACCCCAUUUAGUCUGGUUUAGGGCUUCUCCCUGCCAUGUCCAUUGCCAGGCUGUCUCACUCAGCUAAGUGGGCCAGUUGCAUCAUUACUGGCAUUGUUAGGGCAUUCUGGUGGCACUCCAUCAUUGCUGGUUUUUUUGAGCCCAGAGAGGAUAUAGAGAGCCUCUUUUUGCACCCAUUUGCCCUGUGAAGCCCGACAUUCACACGAUCCAGGCAUUUGUUCCUGGGGGAGUCCUGAGUUUGGAUUCUGCAGGUUAUAUAUAUAUAGCAUGCCUUGCAGCCUGACCAGGUGCUGGAACCAGAGAUGGCCUGCUUGUAGCAGGCAGAGUUUAUUCUGGUAAUUCACAAACAGAUGCUCAGCCUAGGAACCCAAGGGGUUCACCUUGGCCAAUGAGACUGUGAGGUCACCGUGGGGUGAGGGAAGGAGCACGUGGGGCCAGGGCUCUGGACCUUGGUCAGUCCCUCACCUCUGGGAAAGGUGAUGUUGGUAAACAGAAUUUAUGAGUAGUAAAGAAGUCUAUGAAGACAAGGUAGAGGGAUUACUCUCAUAGGGUUCGAGUAUUACAUUGCAGAGCAUGGAUCCUGGUCAUCUUGGGUCCUCGUGCUCUUCUGCAGCACGGAAGUCAGGCCUGAGCAGCAAGAACCCCAGGAUUCACCUCCUGCUCCAACUUUCUCUUUCACUGCCUCUGCCACCUUAGUUGGAAAUAAGCCUGCAAGUGUUCCCCCCCACACCUUGAAAAUACCUUGAGGGGGAUACCUGCAUUGUCACGGAGCUGGUCCACACCUAGGACAGAUGCUGGUGCAUGGAGAGGGCUCCAGCAAGUCAGGCUGAUGGCAAACCUGCCCUGCUGAGUGCUCAGCUGAGCACAAGCACCCUGGGCCACAAUCCAGCAUGGGGAGGACUCAGGCUGCUUCAGCCAUGCUUUUACCUCCUCUUCCUGGCCUUCAGGACUUCUCUCAACAAGGCAGCUGGCCAGCAACUCUGUGUGCCUCCCCAUCAUUGACCCACUGCCAAGGCCGACAGCACUCUGACUGCUAACCUGACUUGCUCUAGGUGAUGUGCACCCUUGUUGAAAAGCCUCACCAAGGCUUCAGGAAGGGUAGGGGCUGGGGGGUUCUUUCAUUUGGCUUAAUGGGACACUGGCUGAAACCUAGAUUUCCUCCCCCAAAAAGGAAGGAAAGCCUAAAAUGAAUAUGAUUAUCUCACCCAUGCCCCAGUCUUCUGGCUGCUGACCCAGAUCCAAGGCUUUAUCUCUGUGUGGACCAGACAGACAGAUCAAGAUCGCCUCUGGGCUACUUUUGAUGGGAUGCCAGGUCUGGCUCUUGCCUGCUCAGACCCAUUCACCCUGGGGCAGAGUGGUCACUGGUUAGACCCACCAUGGCUUCCUGGGGCAGGAUAUUCAGGUGCCCAGAGCCCCCGAGGAGUCUCACUGGGAGGCUACUAGGACUGCUGUUCACAGGAUAUCUGGCAGAGGGCCAAGCAGCAGGAGUUUGAACAGCCAUGUCUGACUGUCUUCAGGAAGGGUAGGGGCUGGGGGGUUCUGACCAGGAACUUGCGCAGCCAACACCCAAGUCAAGCGCUCCAUUGGGCCAUGAGCUCCAUUCUUGGGGCUAUUUGUUUUGUCCCAGCUUUUGGUCACAGCUCUCAUGCUGUUCCUUUGCUGACCUCUACCCUGGCUUUCAGGAUAGAUUUUGAGCUAUUCUGUCAGGCAUGGCUUGUGCUGGUCCUCUGGUGCCAUCUGCUGCAGGCUGCUCCAGGUAAAGCCCAGACCCAGGGGCUCAUCCCAGAGUGAUGUCAUUGACCAAGCUUCCCAAAGAAUUUGGGGGCCCCUCCAGAACCCCAUGUAGUUGCCUGGAAUUUAUGUCUCAUCACCUAUCUCAAUGGGGAUGCUUGGGGACAAGGAUGCUUUAGGGUGCCCAUACACUUGAGGACACGGACUGGUCUGGGGAUCUGGCAAAGGUGCUUGACAUUAAGAAUCGGGGUAGUGGGUGAAAGUUUCGUUGAGCAUCUUCUGUGCUCCCCUCACCUUGUCUGGGUGGACACAACCUGCCUGGAUGGCUGUCUCCUGCUCCCAGUUCCUAGUGCCCCUUGGAGUUGUCUGGCUCCCCAGCACCCUGGGAUCAUGUUGUUGAAAGUAGGGUCAGAAAACCAGCAGUCUCAGCAUCACUUGGAACUUGACAGACAUGCAGGAUCUCUGUUCCCACUUAAGAACUAGUAAAUCAGAAUCCUCAUUUGAUCAAAUCCUCCAAGUUAAUGGUGUACACCUUUGAGUGUGAGAAGCUCUGCUCGAGGAAACAGAGGGCCUUGCAGCCUGGAGGCACUCGGGGAGCUCUGCGGGCAUGCACUCUGGGAUAUCAAAGACAUCUCUAGGAAUCCUGGUUCUGGAGAUUGGGCUGCACAGUGGUAUUGCUGAAAAGGUGGGUUGUUUGCUCUGGUUGUUUGUCUCAUCUCUGUCUGCAUGUGGACAAAAAUUCUCGUGAUGCCUUUCCAUUCCUCCAAUAAAUAUUUACUGAAUGAA